CACGGUGCGCGCUUGCUCCGGAGGCGGCGAAGGAACCGGAGGCGGCGGCAGCGGCUGCAGCUUCCGAGCGACGCUCCGCUCCCCACACCCCCCCAACAACCCCGGCCCACUUGCCCCCGGUUCCCCGCCAGCCUCUGAGCCAUGGCUCUGGCGGACAGCAGCCGAGGAUUACCCAACGGGGGCGGCGGCGGGGGCGGCAGCGGCUCCUCGUCGUCUUCGGCCGAGCCUGCGCUCUUCCCAGACAUCGUGGAACUGAACGUGGGGGGCCAGGUGUACGUGACCCGGCGCUGCACGGUGGUGUCGGUGCCGGACUCGCUGCUCUGGCGUAUGUUCACGCAACAGCAGCCGCAGGAGCUGGCCCGGGACAGCAAAGGUCGUUUCUUCCUGGACCGGGACGGCUUCCUCUUCCGUUACAUCCUGGAUUACCUGCGGGACUUGCAGCUCGUGCUGCCCGACUACUUCCCCGAGCGCAGCCGGCUGCAGCGCGAGGCCGAGUACUUCGAGCUGCCCGAGCUCGUGCGCCGCCUCGGGGCACCCCAGCAACCGGGACCCGGGCCGCCGCCGGCGCACUCUCGCCGCGGGGUGCACAAGGAAGGCUCGCUGGGCGACGAGCUGCUGCCGCUCGGUUACGCGGCGGAACCCGAGCCGCAGGAGGGCGCCUCGGCCGGUGCGCCUUCGCCCACGUUGGAACCGGCGAGCCGCAGCCCGUCCGGGGGCGCGGCGGGUCCGCUGCUCACGCCGUCGCAGUCGUUGGACGGCAGCCGGAGAUCGGGCUACAUCACCAUCGGCUACCGCGGCUCCUACACCAUCGGUCGGGACGCCCAGGCCGACGCCAAGUUCCGGAGGGUGGCGCGCAUCACCGUGUGCGGAAAGACGUCCCUGGCCAAGGAGGUGUUUGGAGACACCCUGAACGAAAGCCGGGAUCCCGACCGGCCUCCCGAACGCUACACCUCGCGCUAUUACCUCAAGUUCAACUUCCUGGAGCAGGCCUUCGACAAGCUGUCCGAGUCGGGCUUCCACAUGGUGGCGUGCAGCUCCACGGGCACCUGCGCCUUUGCCAGCAGUACCGACCAGAGCGAGGACAAGAUCUGGACCAGCUACACCGAGUACGUCUUCUGCAGGGAGUGAGCUCCCUAGACCCCCCCCUCGCCACUCCUGAGCCCUCAUCAUCCCCUUCUCCAUACUGGGGGGGGGGGACACACAUGAUGAUACUUCCCCUCCUUCUCGUCCCCUGGUGCCUCCCCAUCCUCCCCGCGUAGCUCGGCCAGACCCGGCACCCCACCCCCUACCCCACUUCAGAAUCUGCAGCCACAAAUCCUAUGGGCUCCUUCGUCUUCUUUGGACCCCGCUCACGAGUGCUCACUGCCCUCCACCUAAGCUUCCUUUAACUGCAGCCCUCAAACCACCCCUCUCUCAGAUGGUACCUGAGUGGGGAAUCUAGUGGGUGUGUGUGGGGGGGUCAGUGUGGGCAUAGAGUCGCCAAGAACCCGGGGAUGAUUGACUUUGUUGGGAGCCUGAUUGGACUGCGUCUCAAGCGUACAAGAUUCUCUGAAAUCCUUUCAAGCCUUUCUGACUGCUUGGCGGUUUCAGAGAUAGAGUGUUGUCUGGAGAUCGUAGUGUUUGUUUUAAAAGGCCACGACAGACUUCUUGAUCCUCAUUAGGAAGGUCGAGUUGUGGAAGACUGGAAGCCCGUGCUCCUGGAAUUAAGACCCUUGGAGGAGGCGGUUCAGUGACUGUAAAUAAAAGUUUUGGAAAGUUACAGGUAGAAGAUUAGAGUGCUGGCCACAGCGAAGGAUCCUCUCUCUUCCACACCGUAGGUCUGUGGCCUAAACUUGUUAGAAAGUGACCCUCCAGCCGCAGGAGGCGCCCUCUCUCCUGGGCUCUUUGCCAGAGCUCUUGGUUCCCUUGGUUGAAAAGGCAAGCCCUUAGCAGGGUAGAAGAAAGCACCGCUGAGGGUCAGGGCUGCCUAGGCACCCCCCAAUCCCUGUGGGAGGUCACGUGAAUGGUGUCCAAGGGGGUCUGGGUAGUAGGACCUUCCUUACAUACAGCUCUAGGGCUGGGAUGUGGUGGGUUGGGGAGGGAGGAAAGAGGGGAGGAAGGGUGGGAAGGGAGGAGCAGACAUAGUCGUUAUUUCAAAGCUGGAAGUUUGUAUCAUCUGUUUGAGUACAUGCAUAUUUAAAGAUAUCAAACAGUAAACUUAAACUUGGAUUUUAUCUAGAUUAGUAAUAGACCUGCUUUUAAGUAGCAGUUUAUUAAUGGUUUUGAGUCCUACACUUAUAAGUUGCUAAUACUUGUAUAACCUAACCAAAGAGUUACCCAGUAGGGCUUUAUUUCAGUGAACUUCUAUUUUCUUGUUCAUAAUUCCUGAUUUUAGAACCUAUUUACUUGAGCAAAGUUAGCUUGCUUUUGAUUACUUAGAACUAAUAUCUAUUAUUAUUAAUUUUUGGAGGGAAAAGGAAUCCCCCCUCCCCUUCUCCCCCCCCCCCCCCCCCCAAGCCCAGCAAGUGUGUACUGCUGGGCAGACCUGAAAACCCAGUGACACUUCUUUCAUGCGGUUUGUCUGAGGUUCAAGUGGAAUCUUUUCAAGUGAAGGAGCAGCAGAUAAUCCGAAACGCCCAGCUCCCCAUCUGUAGAUAGCUGUAACGUGGAGUAUUUUUAAAUGAAGGCAAGUAAGUAUUUGAACGUGAGCUGAACAAUUCAGAGGUGUUUUAGGUAAUUGCAACAGAGAUAGGAAACCUGGUUGCCUUAUGCCUUUAUUCUCACAUGGAAUAAAUUCCCAGUGUAUAGCCUAUGUACACUAUAAACGAAGGGAAAUUAAUCCUUACGCUUCCUACUGUCAGGCCUCCUUUGGAUAAUCUGUGAUGACUAGAAGCUUUUGUAUUUUUUUUUUGUUUUAGCAUCUUUCUCUGAAAUAUGUUUUUAAAGAUUUUGUAAGAGUUGUUUUCAGUAUUUAAAUCAGUGCUAUUUUCCCUUCUUUUGAAGAAAAAAAUGAAUCCUGUACUGUAUCUUACUAUGUCCAUGACAGAUGUUACAAAUUGGGACAGUUUUAUUCUUAGACUCAUGUGAUCCAAGCUGUAUAUACCAUAUAUAAACAUUUUACACGAAUCAUUUAGUUUUUUAAUUCAUCUACUAAUGCUAUAAGAUUUCCUACACUUAAACCCAGGGUAAUUUGCAUUGGAUGGUGUGUAUAGUAAAGCAACAUGUUUUGAUGAGUUUCUAAUAUCCUUUUCUAUAGGGAACUUGGGUCAGAAAAAAAAUGCAUCAUUAAUCUGAGUUUGCUUCAUACAUUUCUGCUGUAUGUUACUUUUGUACUGACCAUAUGUCCACUAAUUGUCUACUUAAAAUCAAAGUAUCUGUGUUUUUUUUAAAAACUUUUUAUUGACAAUUUCCAUAAAUGUAGAGAGUGCACCAUGAUCAUAAUUCCCUCUGGUAACCCUCCCUUUUCCUCCUUGUGUCCCAUCUUCUUUCCAGCUAAUGGUACCUGUGUUUUUAAUCCACUGCUUAUUUCAUUUGCAUUGAGAAAAGACUGAUUUAAAUACUUUUGUGAGGUCUACCUUUUUAGAAAUGUGCAGUUCUAGUUUAGAACUAGUGUAGAUAUGUAAAGCUUUGUAUGCAAAGACUUGCUUAGGGGAGAAGGAAGCAGCAAUGCAGGAGGCUGCAUUUGUUUGGAUGUUGAGUUGGUUCUCAGGUAAUGCAUUAGAAUUUACCUUUGCCUCAAGUUGAAAUGAUGUAGGACUCACUGAAAGUGGCCAAGAGUGAGUUACAAAGAUUUCUCCACCCCUGUGGCAUUCUGUUAGAUUGCUUAACAAGCAGCACACGAGUUAGAACAUUUUUGGGACAGAUCAAAAACAACUGACAGAUGGCAACACUCGCCGUUCUGAUUUCCCUUGUCAAAUCUGCACAACUCCAAGAGUCAUGAAAGCUGUGGAAGUUUUCUCAGCCACUCUUGUGAAUUGUGUCUUGUAAAACUUAGAGGUAAACUAGACUGCUGCCUUGGAGAUAGGUCUUAUUGCAGCCCCCGGCCACACCCUUGAUCCCCUCACCCCAAAUGCUGUUUUAGAGACUGGGACUUUCAUGAUAGGGACAUUAAAAUGACUUCCAGGAAUGAUUGUGUCCUCUACACAAAAACUGUGUUUUUAACCCAAAGUAAAGUCUCAAUAACUAAUUUUUAUGUCAGAUUGGUAGUACGACUGAGCAGGGCGACUGUUUUGGAUCCCUUCCUCUCUGCGGGCUUUGGACUGUGGAGAAGUCUAAGAUCUGCGGAGUGCUGGAAUGUAAUGGUUGUCACCUGUGAGCUUGAAUGGGGAUUGGGUAGGGACCAUUUCAAUAAGCACCCUCCCAAAGAUAUCGUUCAGAGAACCUGGGAGAAUGUCACAAGCUAUUCAGGUAGCCAUGGCUUCACUAAGCUAACAGAGGCAUUAGUUUGCCUAUGUUGCUCACAUCACCACUUGAUGCUGAUUAUAGUGGAUGACAUUCGAUGUGUGAUGUUGGCUGUAGCGGUGGUUAAAACAACAGGUACCAUGUUUCAUGUCUUUGCAUCAUGAUUUGAUGUAUUGUCUGCUCUUUAAUACAUGCAGACUACGAACUAGAGUCCUUUUAAAUUUUAAACAGUAUGGUGUGGAAAAUAUUCAAGAUGUGAAACUCAAGUUUCCCUCCUUUCAUUGCAGUUCUUUUUUUUUUUUUUUUAGUAUAUGUGCUGCCAAAGCGAGCACUCACUGCAAUUUUUAUUGUUUUGUUUCUUUAUUUGGGGUUUGGGAUUGAUAACAAAGUGAUAAAUCAAAAUACUAGCCAAAAUUGUCUUCGCUUUCAAACCAGACAAUGUAUGUAUGUAUGUAUGUAUAUAUAUAUAUAUAUACAUAUAUAUAUAUAUAUUCAAUAUACACAUAAGCUUGCUGCUUCUCUGAGGAAAGAUAUGCAAAUACUCAGACCAAGUGGACAUUUGGCAGUGCUAAUAAUAUAGUCCAGUUUUUAUUGGAUUUUUCAUGGAAUGUUGUUAAUUGCAUUAAAGCCAUGUAAAGUGAAGUUUGAUAACUUUUUAACUCUUCAAAUCAUGGUCAAUUCCAAUCAAAUACUCAAAUCAUUUUUGUACACCUACAUGAAAAAUGGGUAAAUCGUAAUUGCACACAUUUAGAAAAGUAUUGACCGCAGGAGGUUAAUUCCUUAGGAGUUUCUUUCAUAUUCUAAAUUACAAGCACUGUACACAAUUUAGACAAUUAGAAUAAACAAUAUUUUUAUUGUAAACCUAUCAGAAUCAUACUUUGGAUUUUUCUUGUUAUUAUAAAUCAUUGGAAACCUGAAUUUUAAAAAUAUGGCUCAAGUCUGUCUCUUGAGCAAUGAAUAAAAUUUAGUUUGCUUAUUUCUAUAACAACUAGGGGUAGAUUUUCACAUACUCAGAAACAAAUUUUACUGUGAUAAACUUUGUCACAGGUUGGAUAAUAAGGCUAUUAAUACUUGAGGAUUUAGAAUACCUGGGUCCUGAAUACUUAGAUGGAAGAACUUCAACCAUAAUAUCUACAUUAGAGUUUAAUCUUAUAUGGUAGAAAGAUGAAUUAGUUGACCAAUUCUUGUAACUUCAACAUUUUGUAAUUUUUUUCAAGCCAUUUUUUAUGAUCCUAAAUGUGUUUUGAGGUAUGUGGACAUUAAUUGUAAUGUAAACUAUUAUUACAACUGUCUUUGUGACUUUAUAGGUAGAUACAUUUUAUUUUAACUGUUGAGUAUAAAUAAUUCAAAUUCACUUAUUACUGCUACUACCAGUAACCAGUUAAUUGACAGGUUAAAAUAUUAUAGAUAUGAAUUUUGAACAUGUAAAUUAGAUAUUGUUUAACUUUUUCUGGGUAUCUGAAAAUUAUUAUUUGCCAAAUAAUGUAAAAUUCCCACAGAAAUAUGUGGGAUUUUGAGACAGUUGGAAAUGCUAUUUGCUAAGUGAUAUAUAGCCUUGAGACAUUUUCUCCAAAUAGAAGGGGAUAAGAAAAUAUAAGAUUGCCAGACUUUUCCAGUGAAACACAAAGCCAAGAAAAAAAGUACCUCUAUAUAUUACCAUAAUAACAACAGCAACAAAAAUCUUCCAACACAUGGAUGAAGCCUUUUCAGGAGUGCCCAAACAUUGAGAAUUUCUUCAGCCGUCCAAAUGCUCUAGAGAUUUUUUUUAGUUCUUCCUGUUCACAACCAGUUGUAUGACAGAAGUUCUUGAAACUGUUUUCCUUUCUGUGUGUGAAGUAAUGAAUCAUGAAGUUGUGACUCGUUAUGUAUUCUAUUAAACACUAAAGAAUAAAACCAUGUACUCCUUUAA
Molecule: messenger RNA, 6289 nt
Organism: Jaculus jaculus (lesser Egyptian jerboa)
Lineage: Eukaryota; Metazoa; Chordata; Mammalia; Rodentia; Dipodidae
Gene: Kctd12
Product: potassium channel tetramerization domain containing 12
Exons: 1
Coding region: 142-1128 (328 amino acids)
Biological process (GO): regulation of G protein-coupled receptor signaling pathway; protein homooligomerization
Cellular component (GO): postsynaptic membrane; presynaptic membrane
Molecular function (GO): protein binding
Source: RefSeq, a predicted model, not a curated record